UGAUGACGCGUCACGCAUGCUCACAGUUGCGCCGUGCUUGUUAUUUUACGCGGUUGGUCCAUCAGGCUGCAAAGUGUGACCACUGACUCUGAAUUUAAAGAUUCAACAAGAUGUCUCUCAACGACGAUGAAUCAUCUGAUAUCGAACUAGCCGGUCAAUCAAAGUUGGAGAGCUUCCUGUUCAGCCAAGAGCUGUCCUCCAAAGUACCUUUCUUCACUUUCCAGGGUGAUGAAGAGGAGGACCUGGAGCAUUUUCUUGAACUCAGAACAAUCUGCCUGGGAGAGGGAGCCAAGGAGGAGAGCAAUGUGGUGGAGGUUACAGCCAUGAACCACCAAGGAAAGAACAUUUCAGUGCCCAUCGCCAACCUUCACAUCAGCUGUCUGCCCAUGGUGAGUGUGGGAGAGUUUGAGCUGAAGGCCCCAGUGACCAUCAGGCUCAAGUCUGGAACAGGACCAGUCACUGUCAAUGGGUUACACCUCAUAGCUUCACGGGCAGAAGAGUCUGACCUGUCCGACGAUGACGAGGAUGAUUUUGAUGAGGAAGACAGUGAAGAGAUCAGCCCCAUUAAACCAGCAAAGAAGAAGCUGAAGCAGUAGGAGGAGAGGUCGCUGAUAGCUUUUUGGAGCAGCCUCGUUGGUUACCUUGAACGUGUUCUACUGAGGUGUUUUGUACCAGACGGACACAUUUUACUCUGAAAUUGUGGCCUCCUCACUCUUCAGUUCUCAACAGUUAAACCAUCUGUGGUUAAGACCGUCACUUAAAGAACUGUUUUUGCUACCCAGCAUUUUCUACUGUAUGAGAUACAGUCAACACUUCCAUGGAUUUAUCACAGCAGUGAUGAAGACAUGUCUUUUACCACCCGGGGAUUCAUGAACUGUUCACAGAUGAUGUAAACAAAAAGAGAACCUUCAUGUGAGUUUGGGUGUAUGGCACGUGUGUGUGUGUGUGUGCGCGAGUGUGUGUUCCAGAUUAAUUAUGAUUUCAACUCUCUGGUGCGAACAGAUGAAUAACAUGCAUACAGUUUAUGAAAUGUUCUUGGUGCACAGCUUUCACUUGUUUGUAGUUCCAGAACACUGUUUUUCUAUAUGUUCAUGAUAAAUGUGAAGAUUUUGUACUUCAAGUGAAAUGCAUCCAAAUAAAUUCUGAAUAAAUCAUUUUUAGCCAAUCA
This is a messenger RNA of Notolabrus celidotus (New Zealand spotty), 1168 nucleotides long. RefSeq names its product nucleophosmin/nucleoplasmin, 3 (gene npm3). Gene Ontology annotation, cellular component: nucleolus; cytoplasm; nucleoplasm. Lineage: Eukaryota; Metazoa; Chordata; Actinopteri; Labriformes; Labridae. The transcript has 5 exons. Bases 111 to 596 code for a protein of 161 amino acids. The record is from RefSeq and is a predicted model, not a curated record. Gene Ontology annotation, molecular function: histone binding; chromatin binding; RNA binding. Gene Ontology annotation, biological process: chromatin remodeling.